CGUGUGUGUGAAAGUGGAUGGGAUCUUCCGAAGAAGCGACCAAAUUCCCACCCUGUCGUUUCGUAUAAAACGUCGCUCAUCGGUAUGUUGCGGUACAGUCACCACUUGACCCUACAUCGCUCGAGCAUCAUGAACUCUUUUACCGUGGCCCUCACGUUCGCCUUGGCGGCGGUGGCCGUCGUAGCGGAACCCCCUUCGGGGUACAGCUACAGCCGGCCCAGCGGCGGAGGCGGCGGUUUCGGGGGCGGCAUCUCCUUGGGCGGUGGACUGUCCGGGGGUGGUGGCGGAUACACUGCCGUGUCAUCCGGCUACCAGACCUCCGAAGGAGCCUCCGUAGACCCAGCGCUCCUCGAACAAGUCCGCCAGAUCCUACUCAAAGAGGAACAAAGUUCGGCUUCUUCAUCUGGUGGUGGCGGCGGCGGUAUCAGCGGCUCGUACGGCGCACCAUCUCCCCAAUACGGUGUGCCGUCGUCGUCGUAUGGCGUACCCAGCUACUCCACCAGGGUAGUCGGUAUUGACCUCGAGGGAAUCAAGCAGGCUAUCCAAGUGGCACAGUACAACCAGAUCUCGCAGGCUCCCGGAUUCUCCGGUUACCCCAGCGGGCCAAGCUCGAGUUAUGGGGCGCCGGCGCCGUCCGGUUCCUACGGGGCACCCUACUAACGCACAUCCUGGCGAGCGAAGCUACAAACAAAGGACUGACAUUAAGUGUACAUAAAAAUCACGUUUUCAUCUCACACGGGUCAUGAUGCAUCUCAACGGUAACGAGCGAAGAUCCACAACAUCGAGCGAUCACAACAACACCAUCAAAUUAUUGUUUUACUUUACUUUUUUGUAUAAAGCUUUCAUAGUUUAUGUUUUUAAAAAAAAUACAUUUGUC
Cylas formicarius (sweet potato weevil) is the source of this 877-nucleotide messenger RNA. Its product is annotated as ESX-1 secretion-associated protein EspB. The coding region runs from base 85 to 660 and encodes 191 amino acids. The record is from RefSeq and is a predicted model, not a curated record. The transcript has 2 exons. Lineage: Eukaryota; Metazoa; Arthropoda; Insecta; Coleoptera; Brentidae.